Messenger RNA from Gymnodraco acuticeps, 7436 nucleotides. RefSeq names its product URB1 ribosome biogenesis homolog (gene urb1). NCBI's taxonomy places the organism in Eukaryota, Metazoa, Chordata, Actinopteri, Perciformes, Bathydraconidae. Gene Ontology annotation, biological process: maturation of LSU-rRNA from tricistronic rRNA transcript (SSU-rRNA, 5.8S rRNA, LSU-rRNA); maturation of 5.8S rRNA from tricistronic rRNA transcript (SSU-rRNA, 5.8S rRNA, LSU-rRNA). The record is from RefSeq and is a predicted model, not a curated record. The transcript is spliced from 39 exons. The coding region runs from base 120 to 6899 and encodes 2259 amino acids. Gene Ontology annotation, cellular component: nucleolus.
UAUUACCACGGACACUUUUCUGUUUACACGAUCACAACGUGGGUCACUGACAGAACUUUGUUGGCAUGUUAGGGAGUAAAACCAAAAGUCACUAAUAUCAGUUUUUCCUGCAUAUUAAAAUGGGUAAAAAGCGUGAAAACGAAGACUCGGUGGAGUCCAACAUUCCGCUGAAAAAAGAAGUCUCGGAGUUCAAUGGGACUGCAUUUAAAGCCAUGCUGAAGGAACCAGCCACAGUCAUGAGAGGACUGGAGACAUUCGUUUCCACCGCUAAGAAGCUGCCAUGCUCUGAUCUGUAUGAUGUGGUGGAAGGAUAUAUUAAAAUUUCUAUGGAGUGUGCUGAAAUAUUCAAAUUGCUAGAGAGAGAAAAGCACGUAGAGACUGAGAUGAUGCUGAUCUUUGAGAGCUUGGAGAUGAUCCUCCUCCGGACAGCCAGUGACCUGUCCCACUUCAGCAUGGUGGGCAAUGCUAUUGUGAAAAAGAUUGUUUCUAGCCACGUGAAACUCCUGCAGGGAUCCUUCCAAUCAGAAAAUCACAGGUUCGUCCGUCAGUGCCUCAGUCUCCUGUCAGCCUUGGUGUCUCAGGGUCAAGAAGCUGCAAGAGAUGUCCUGAGUAACAUUCACGUCAACAAAGCUCUGUCUGGACUGGCAAAGAGAAGGGAUAAGAGGGGAAGACCUGAUGUCCGCAUGGCUUAUAUCCAGUUUGUGCUGUCCUUUUUGGUGUCUGGAGACAAUGCUACAGUUGGACAGUUAUUAGAAAUCAAAGAACUCCUACCAGAGAUCCUGAGUACGGGUGUGAAGGAGGACAGGAUGUCUAUCGUCAAUCUGAUUUUGUCUACACUGAAGACAAGAGUGGUGAUAAACAAGGGCAUAAGUAAGACGCAGAAAGUGCGUUUUUUCACACCUGUUGUAUUGGCCAACAUAGCAUCUCUGUAUAAAUGGAAUGGGAUUGAGGAUGCAACCACUGAUGAUGACAGAAUGGUAGACGACUCAGAGCAUGCUGGGCAAUCAGUCAUUCGGGAACUUGUUCACAGUUUCCUUCUUGACAUUUGUUGCUCUCGUAAGCACGGCAUCAGCUUUCAUGAUGCCAGCUUUGGCACAGCUGGCAGAGCUGGUAACAUUGUCUUGCUUCAGUUCCUGGUGGGGCAGAAGCAGGCCACAGAGGAUGAGUUGGUGACGGAGCUGGUGGUGAAUGUGUUGAAAGCAACCCCUGACAUGCUGGCCAGAUACUUUCAGGAGACGCAGUAUUCAUAUACCCCCCGCCUCAAAAGUGCUUGGCAGGACAAUGUCAAGUUACUUAAAAAGAUCUACGAAGCCCAGCCAGAGAUUUCCACAGUCUUCCAAACUCGUGAAGUCCUCCCUCUCCCUCGCCUGCUGUCCAUGAUCAUGGUGGUUUCUCUUCCUCCGGUCUGCAACAAGGCCUUCUUCACACAGGGCCUCACUUUUGCCAACACAGGUGUGCAGCUCACCACUCUGUCCAUGAUGAAUUUCAUCUUAAAAAGAGCCAAUAAGAACAUGAACUACCUUUUGGAUAAGUCUGAGUGGCGCAGCGCGGAUGGAUACACUCUGGAAAUGAUGGGGGAUUUGGUGCUGCAGUACAGGGAGAUUCUCAGCAAGAUUCUGCCAGAUAUGACGAGCAUAGUUUCAAAGUGGCAGUCACUUAGCAAGAAGGAAAAGACGGAUGGUGACGAAAAAAAGACAAAAACUGAAGGGGUCCCUGAGCAGACGACUAACAAAAACGAAGUGCCCGCAGUUGCUGAGACAGCUGAGGUAAUUCUGCUGAAGACUCUGAUUCUCCAGGUCAUCUGUCUCUACCAGAAAGUCGUGCCACAUCUGGUUAGCCAGUGCAAAUUUGAUUUCAGCAAGCUCCUAAAAGGGAUUGUGUCUGAGAAAGGGAUGAGGGAAGAAGUUCCCCCAGUUUUGCAGUAUCAGAUUCUGCAGUUGGCCUUAGAUCUCCCUGCGAGCAUGUUCUCCUGGUUUCGCAUACAGGAUGUUGACACCGAAUCAUCAUCUGGAGAGAAGUCAGUACUGUACCUGCUGCUCAAGAUGUUUGUCAGCAGCAGCAGCAGCCACCUGAAGAGCUCCACACGACAGCUGGUUCUAAAAGUGCUGAAGGACAGUGGAGUGUUCGAGUACACCUGGACUGAGCUGGAGCUCUGGCUCGACCAGCUGGCCAAAGUAGAGGCAAGCCAACAAGAGGCUGUCAUCCAGUUCUUAGUGAGGGUGUUGGUGAAACUGGUGUGUAAUUCUUUCACAUACACAGAUAAGGUUGCCAGUCUAGUCCAGGAGGCAGCUUAUCUUCAAGCUAACCUGAGUAUCCAGGAGGGCGACGCAGCCAGUAUCCCAAUCUCACACAUAGAUGAUGUCUUAGACAUGCUGGAUGUCAUCAUGGAGGGUAAUGAAGGAGAGAUGGAGGAGCUCGGGCCGUCUCUGAGUGAAGACCUCAUCAUCCAGACCUUCCCCUUCAGUGUGGUGGUCCCCGCUGCACUGGAGGCUCGUAACAAAUUGCCAGCAGACAUGGGGGUGGUACAUGAGUACUUGUCUGCGGUGCUUUCAGAUGUGUUGCACUGUCAGAGAGAGCCUCUCCCGCUCUGCCUGGCUCUGCUGCAGUACGAUAAAGAGCUCGUGUCCACGGAACUCUCCGCUCCUCCUCAUCCCUCCAUCAUACACCUUCAUCAGUAUUACUCCAAAUGGCUUCCUCAGCAAAGCCGAGAGGAACUGUUCAAAUCCUCUGAACACCAUUCAAAGGGAUCCUCGACCCCCAUUUCAUUCAGCGCACUGAUGGAGUCUGCAUAUAGCCAAGGUCCAAACGCUCUGCUAGAGGACGCAUUCAGGAAGAAUGUGGAAGGAACUCUAGCUUCAAUGUUGAUUGAUGAUUUUCCAGUAGCAACUAAGCAGAUAUUACUCUACAUAAGAUCAACAGUGGAAAACCUUGGCACGUUCCCCAAAGACAUAGGAACCGCCCCUCUGAAGACUUUAAUGGGAAUACUCCAUGAUUUGGUGAGCAAGCUGCAAGGCUUUCAGGAAUCUGCACACUGUGAGCCAGCAGCAGAGAACUCCCAGGAAGGAUCAGACCUCUUCCUGGAAAUCAGCCAGUUGUCCACAGCAGAAGCCAAUAAAGAGCAGGUCCUCUUUUCGGUCCUUGGCUCCAUCUUCAAGCAUCCGUGUUUGCAGCAGUGGUUCCUGGCUCUGGAGCUGGCUGCUCUGCCUCCUCACACUCUGAACCCCGUCAGGCUGAAGCACAUGUGCGCUCAGCUGAAUGAUGACAUUCUGACCUUGCUGAAGACAUGCUCCCCUACUCUAAGUGAUCUCGGUCACCUGGAGCUCAGUUGUAGCUAUAUGGAGGCGAUAGAGAAAGCUGUGCUCAAGGAACUGAUGGAAAAGGGCUCCCAGACACCAAAGAAACAGUCUCGACCUUUCCAGGCCCUCCUGUCUCUUCACAGCUUCAUGGACUCCUGCAACCUCAGAGAGGUGGUUUCCAAGUUGCUACUCCUCCCCCACGGGAGCCUUAUCUCUCCUAGUAGUGAGGGCGCACAGGCCGAGCUGAGUGUCUAUGGUCAUGCAGCUCUGCUCAUCCUCACAGAGUCUAAAGCUAACCCUUCCAAGGACCACGGCAUCUUUCUGUCUCAGGCCCACCUCCAUGGCCUGAGCACCCUGCUGCUGUCCUGCUCCAGCCACGCACUGGAGGCCUUCCUGCUGCAGACUCUGUCCACUGAGCCAGGCAGUGCUAAACUCAUCCACACAGAUGUGCUGCUGCACUGUCUCCAGUUUCCUCUCCCAGACUCCCUUUCCAUUAGCUCUCUCCUGCUGCAGAACUGCUCCACACAUCGCCUCUGCUUUGAAAUGUGGUGUCUCGAGCCAGCAAACAUGGAGAAGCUCUCAGAGCAGACGGAAACAUUUCUUCCACUUAUCAACACCUACCUGCAGGUGGCAAGGAGAGAGGAUCCCGCCAGACCACAAGAAGUGCAAAAAGAGGUUGUAAUGGCUUUGAAGCAAGCACUGCUGGCAAAACUGUCCCAAUGUGUUCUGGGAAACCUGACGGAAGACUCUGGAGCCCAGGUGACUGAAACACUAGCCAAUCUGAUCAGGCUGUCAGCGAACAUCAAGGACACUAAGAGCUUGAUCAACACACUGCCCGAUGCUCUUCAAAAAGUUGACAGUUUUGAAAGAUGGCAACUAGUAGAUGCUGUCACUGAGAAACUGGAUGGUUGCCCAGAGGAACAAGACACCUGGAGGAAGUCAGUCACCACGGCUGCCCUCAAGUGUCUCAUCGCGGCCUACAGUCAUUCUAAAGAUCCGGCUACUGCCCGUUUGGAGCAGGAGCACAGCAUCCUGGAGAGACUGCAAGGACUGCUAACAUCAGCUGAAGACAUCACUGCAUCUGAAUGGAACAGUUUUAUCAAGAAUGGACUGAAAUAUCGGUACAGAGAUCACCGCUAUCUGAACACUUUGAGCCACCUGUUGGGAGUGAUGUACGGUGGCACUGAAGUCCAGAAGGACCUGAUUCCUUUAGCCACCCUUUACAUGAUGACAAGCAGCCAUUCUUUGUUCCUGCCCACCAUGUUGGAAGAUGAUGAAGAGCACAGCAGGUGUCAGGCUAAAGAAGCGUUAGUGUCUCUACUUCUCUCUUUGGUGAAGAAAUGCCCAGCCGUCUGUAACACCAAUCAAUUUGUCGUUCUUUUGGGAGCAUAUGGAGUUUCCCUGAAUAAUUCAGAUCAGAAACUAUUACUGCUCCUUCAGGAAUAUGAAAGAAACAAUGUCAGUCUGCUGAAAUUUCAAUCCUUCCUGUGGGGCCCGGCAGCUGUGGAGCACCACAAGACCAGGAAAAGCCUCGGAGCUUCACUGUGGAAGCAAGAGAGCUUCGAGGACCUGUUGGCCCUGCUUAACACCGACAGGAUGCUCCAAACCAUUGCACACUUUCCACAGCAUCGCAAAAUCAUCCUGCAGGAUGAUAAGGAGCGGGUGUACUACAACAAUGCAGUGGAGGACCUUGGGAAUUUCUAUGAUCCCCGUUUUCUUUUGCCUCUGUUCAGCACCAUUCUGCAGCCAGAGUGUGUGAUUGACUGCCUCAAGUUUGUAUCCAGUCAUGCCCUGGGACUAACUGUAAUGGCUCUGAGUAGCUACGACACUAAAGUGAGAGCGGCAGCGUAUCAUGUGCUUAGCUGCUUCUACCACCACCUGGAGGGUGCUCGCUUCAGAGAGAAGAGACAGUUGCUGUACCUGAUGGACACAGUGAGGAAUGGGGUCCGACAGCAGAAUCAAAGACUUCCAUUUGUCUUGACCACCUACAUCGCCAAAGUGGCUCAGCAGAUGCUCAAACCUGAGGACCACAUGUACAUGGUUUUGAACAGGUUCCUGCUGUCCCAUCAGAGUUUGGACUUCAGAAGAGUCCCAGAGUUCUUCAAGCUAUUUUAUGGCUUUGACUUAGAGCAUAAGAUGGAACGUGAGUGGAUCCUGAGUGUGCUGGAGGAAGGGAUAAGUGAUGGACACAGCUAUGAACUGUGUGAACAACAAGGCAUCUUUCAGACCCUUUUAGCUUUCAGCAGCAGCCCCCUGUGUGAUGAACACUCCCAGGCACAGAUAAUUAGGGUGUUGUGCCAGGCCGCCCGUGUGACCAGAGCAGCUUAUAACCUCACCAAGAGCUCUGGGCUGCUAACCUGGAUAAUACAGGUGGUUGAAAAAAAGAAUCUGGAACAGCAGCUGCUUGGUGCCAUCAUAGAUUUGCUCCAUGUGCUCUGGUUUACUAACCUCGGGCAGAAGGAGAAGCAGGUGGAUGAAGCCAAGACCUCUUCAUCUACAGAGGAGAAACCCAAGAGCUCAGUGAAGUGUCUCCCACUCCCCCUCAUCACUGAAUUCCUGUCUGUGGCAUUAACCAUCAGCAGACACCUCAGGUCGCGUGUGAAGGCCGCUCAGCUCAACGUGUUCCUGCAGACCCUUUGCUCUGUACUGAAGCAUCGUGGGACAGCUCUCAGUGUAAACCAACAGGCUGACUGGCUAACACUCCACCCACAGCCUCUCUCUUGUACCGAAGCCCUCACUUUGCUUCUCUGUUGGGCCUCCCUGUCCCGCAACGCAGCACUCCUUUCCCAAAUACAAGCCUUGGCUGAAAGGCACAAAUUAAAGGAGUUGCUGGGGAUGGGGAAGGAUAAGGCCAGAGGUAGAGGCUCCUCUUCCCAAGCCCGUGCCAGAAAAGAGAACCUGGCAGAAGAUGCUGAGGCUGAGAAACAGGAAGAGAGUCUGCUGACAGAGUGUACAUCUUACCUCAGCAGUAUCUUUGUCCACUGGGAGCCGGCGUUCCCCCUCCCUGAACCCCAGCCGGCUCAGCCAAGAGAAAAAGUGGAUCCCAGUCAGUUGGCCAGUGAUACUGCACACCUGCUCACCAAGUGGUCCCUGAGGUGUUUAGUCGAGGACUCGUAUGAUGAAACCAGAACAAAAGAGUUCUUGCAUUGGAUCGAAAAGGCUGUGAUAAAACAAGGAGAAGGCAUGCAGUUUGUGUUACUCGAUGUUGGCAUGAAAGCAGACGUCCUUCGACUCUACCAUCAGGCCUUCGAAGCUCAGUGUUCCUCCAGCCUUUCAGCAAAAGUAGAUGUCCUCCAGCUAUUUAGCAACAUAAUGAUUUGCUUGCUAGAGAGCCAAGGCAACCUUCCAGAGCUGCAUCAGGCAGUCGUCUCUGCCUGCCUGCCAGAAGCCACACAUGAUGAGUCUCGACGUGAAGCAGGUCUGUUUCUGUUGUCGUCCUACGUCCAUGAGUUGUGGCGAGGAGCCACGUCAGCAGAGCUGUUUCUGUCUCAUGUCAGUUUGGUGACCAGAGCUAAGUGUAACAGACAGAAAGCAUCCAAAUCAUCUCUGAGUCAAACAGCCAUCAGAGCCAUCUGUCAUGACAUCACCACCCUGAAGAGUUAAACAUCUGACCACUACUCUGUUCUCUAAAAUAGACUUCGUUACAUUACAUUCUUGUAAAAAGACUGAAGAUAUUUUGUAAAACCUUCCGUUAUAAAAUGUUGAUUUACACUUCUGUGAAUGUUUUUUUUAUUGACAUGGUUCCUGUAUGAACUAAAUAUUUGAAACAUGUUGUGUGUAAGUGUGUCUUUGACUAAAUCUAAGAAAUGAUUAGCUGCUUUUAGAUAAAGCACAGCAAUAUACAUGUGCUGUCCUUGUACUUUUAACACCCAGGGCCAGGUUAGCAAAUACACAGUGAAGGCUAAAGCAUAGAACAAUAUUUACAUAACAUUGUACUAAAUGGUAACAUCGCCUUGUACUUGUUCCAUUGAAAUGGAAAGAAAGCAGGACCCUUUGCUACUCUGUCUAAAAACGUAUUUUCCUGCAACAUAAUCUUCACAGUUUUCCUCCUGGUUAUUGUUUUGUGUCCAUCACACCUCAUUUUAAACAGCUAACAUUUAUAAAAUGUACUCUCAUUCAAAUAAAGUCCUGGGUCAAGCA